UUUUAGUGAAAAUUAAUUUAAACAAUUGUUUUGUUCAUUUUUCGUACGAAAUAAAAUUAAAGAAAAAAAGAAGCAAACCGAAGAAAGCUUUAGAGGCGCAAUUGGAAAACAAUAAAAUUGCUGAUUGUUCACUGCUUGGUCAAAUUUGUGGAAUUGUGAAAUAGACAAUGGAUUGUGGGCUAAUAAGUCUCUUCGAUCCAAAUGAGGAGCAUAACGAUGUGGACCAAAAAAAUAAUAACCAUUCAGUUCGUAUGAAAGAAGUAAAAAUACGAAAGUCGUCUGUAAAGACUGUAAAAACAAAUGGAGGUACGCACAAAAGGAACAGCGAGAGUGGGAGCAGCAGCGAAGGGGAAAUUGAUGGACAAAAUAAUAAAAUCCUUAUAGACUUUGAUCGCGGGGUUUUGCCACCUGAACCACAAUUGGGAAAUAUUGAAUAUAAACUGAAACUAAUUAACCCAUCCAAACAUCGAUUUGAACACUUGGUUACCCAAAUGAAAUGGAGGCUUCGUGAAGGGAAUGGUGAAGCUGUUUAUGAGAUAGGGGUAUCUGAUUCAGGGCAUUUGCAUGGGCUUGUUGAAAAGGACAUGAAUGCCUCGUUGGCCACACUAAAACAGAUGGCUCAAAAACUAGGUGCAAGUACAUCAGUAUUACGGCGAAAAUAUGUUGCAACACGACGGUCAGUUGCCGAAGUUUUGGUACGAAAAAUACCAGAUGACCAACACAAUAUAGAAAUACGAGUGGCCGUACUGGGAGGCGCCGAGGCUGGAAAAUCCACACUGCUGGGUGUUUUAACUCAGGGUGAGUUUGAUAAUGGUCGUGGCUUAGCACGUCUUAUCAUGUUUAGGCAUAUGCACGAAAUACAAUCUGGCCGUACUUCAAGUAUAUCACACGAGACUCUAGGGUUUGAUGCACAGGGCACAAUCAUCAACUACAAAUACAAUGAGAUGAUGACUGCGGAGGAGAUAAGCGACCGUUCCACAAAAUUGGUAACAUUUCUAGAUCUGGCGGGCCAUAGGCGUUACAUGCGUACAACAGUACAGGCGUUGCUAGGCUACUCGCCUCACUAUGCAAUGCUCGUGGUGUCAGCUGGCAGCGGUUGUACUGGUACCAGCAAAGAACACCUAUCCAUAGUGCUCGCCUUGGAUAUGCCUUUUUUCAUAGUGAUUACCAAAACGGAUAUUACAAGCCCGGAUCAAACCGUGCAGGAAUUACGCCAAGUUCUUAUAUCUGUAGGAUGUCGAAAGAUACCGUUUAUUGUCACAAAUUCAGACGAGGCUAUUUCAGCAGCAUCAAAUCAAUUAUCCGAGAAAAUCGUCCCCAUAUUUUGCGUUUCAAAUGUAACUGGCGCAGGACUAAGCCUUGUGACAAAGUUUCUUUAUGUUCUCUCACCAAGUAUAAGUAAUCUUGAAAAGGAACGAUUGGAACAAGAACAAUGCGAAUUUCACAUAGACGAAAUUUUUCGCGUUACCGAAGUUGGUCCUGUAGUUGGAGGUUUGCUGGUAAAAGGGAUACUAACAGAAAAUAUGCAAAUGAAAAUAGGACCCCUUCAAGAUGGAAGCUUCCAUUCUGUUAGUGUGCACACCAUACACCGCAACAAAGCUCCAUGUCGAGUAGUACGAGCUGGACAGAGUGCUUCUUUAUCAUUCAUCCCAAAUCAGACACUUCCGCUUCUUCGCAGUGGUAUGACCUUACUUGGCGAUAUCGGUGAACCUGAUGAGGAACCGUACGGUACACUUCUCUUCCAGGCAGAAGUAUCUGUGCUGUUUCACGCAACAGCAAUUUACGUAGGAUUUCAGACCACCAUACAUAUCGGCAGUAUUCGACAAACUGCAAUUAUAAGAGCAAUAGAGGAGCGGGAAAAGAUGGGCACUAAUGACAGCGCAUUAGUCUUGUUUGAAUUCGUGGGACAUCCGGAGUAUGUGAGACCCGGUGUGCGCAUGUUAUUUCGCGAAGGCUCAAGCAAGGGCAUUGGUGUGGUCACAAAAGUAUUUCCUCUCAACAAAUCUGACCUAUAAUUUUGUAACUAUAUACAAACAUACAUACAUAUGUAAAUAUUAAACUAAAACUUGACUAAAAACUUGAAACUAUAGAUACCAUAUAUAAAACUCCUUUACUCGUAUGUAUGAAAAUGAAACAUUUUUAUAAUUCAAUUAUAUUGUAAUGUGAAAUUAGUUUUUCGCUAAUUCAAAUAGGAAUAUCAGUACUAGUCAAAUAUGAUUUGCUCGUAUAUUCUGAAUUAAAUUCGUGUACAUAUAUGUAAAAAUGUUUCUGUGAUUCAUUUCUAAAAGAGAUUUAAAUAAAAUUAAAAAAAAAUGGACCACGUA
Ceratitis capitata (Mediterranean fruit fly) is the source of this 2324-nucleotide messenger RNA. Its product is annotated as GTP-binding protein 2. Bases 168 to 2015 code for a protein of 615 amino acids. Lineage: Eukaryota; Metazoa; Arthropoda; Insecta; Diptera; Tephritidae. Gene Ontology annotation, biological process: translational elongation. Gene Ontology annotation, molecular function: GTP binding; GTPase activity; translation elongation factor activity. The record is from RefSeq and is a predicted model, not a curated record. The transcript is spliced from 4 exons.